This is a messenger RNA of Tachysurus vachellii, 5094 nucleotides long. It is a transcript of the gene mxd1, whose product is annotated as MAX dimerization protein 1. The record is from RefSeq and is a predicted model, not a curated record. Bases 974 to 1627 code for a protein of 217 amino acids. NCBI's taxonomy places the organism in Eukaryota, Metazoa, Chordata, Actinopteri, Siluriformes, Bagridae. Gene Ontology annotation, biological process: regulation of transcription by RNA polymerase II. Gene Ontology annotation, molecular function: RNA polymerase II cis-regulatory region sequence-specific DNA binding; DNA-binding transcription factor activity, RNA polymerase II-specific; protein dimerization activity. The transcript has 6 exons.
GGGUCGCGUUCCAAUAAACGCGUUUAACGUAAAGAGUGAGCUCGAGAUGACGCUGUUUUGUGCCCUACGUAGGGAGCUUUUUAUGGAGCGAGCGUGCGAUUGAGACCGAGCCGUCAGUAAAGAAAAGGAUAAUAUGACAGUCUCUUCACAAGCGUUUCAGCUGCCUGCAAAGAGCGACGUUUAUCAUUUUGUUCGCUUGUUUUUCUGUUCAAAUUUAAAUCCUAAGAAUAAAAUUAACCGGUUGCUAAAGAGCUGACGGCUGAUAAUGAAACGUAGCCUGAUCAGUUUCAGUAAAACUUUAGGGUUUUUUUUGACAGGAAGUCUGUCACUUUGUUUAUUUUUUAUUCUCUUGCUCAUUUUGUCACUUUUUUAAACAAACCAGCAGCUGAUUUUUGUUUGUUUUUUUUUUAUUUCCAUUAAAACGUCAAGUGAAGUAUUUUAGCAGAGGUGCAAAAAAAAACGGGCUUUUAAUCUGAAACUAAUUUAUUAGGUUUAAAUAUUUUUUUUGUCAGAGGUUUGUUUUUGUUUUUGACAUUUCGUUUGGAAGGAGAAGAAAAAAAAAAUCUAUUAAUAAUUUUUUCACUCGCACUUUAUAUCAUUUGCACCCCUAAUUUUUCAGAGCUUUAUUUUUGUCUGCUUGUGUUUGUUUGUUUUUUUUCACCACAGCCCGUACAUUAGCAUCACAGCACGGAUUAGCCACAUUAGCUCGCUGCUGACACGUCAUUUGGGAACCGACACUAGAUUGACUAUAAAAAUAAAACUACUUUUCUUGAACGACACGUUUUUUGUAUAAAACAUUUACCUCACAGAAUAUAUUUUCCUCAUGCUGUCACUGAGCUAGCUUUGUUUUUGUUUGCGGUUUUUCCUCUCUAACGGACGCGCGCGAGGACAACAUUUUUCCUCCUGUUUAUUUUUGUUCUAUUUUUGUUUUCCUUUUUUUACACCGUAACUAACGGCGGUGUUAUUGUGGAACAUGGCGGCCAUCGGGAUGGUGCAGAUGUUGAUCGAAGCUGCUGAGUAUCUUGAUCGUAGAGAAAGAGAAGCAGAGCAUGGGUACGCGUCAACGUUACCGUUCACCAGCCACAAAGACAGGGACGGCUCCAAGAGGAAAAAUAAAAGCAAGAAAAAUUGCAGCAGCAGGUCUACGCAUAACGAGAUGGAGAAGAACAGGAGGGCACAUUUACGGCUAUGUUUGGAACGCUUGAAGUCCCUGGUGCCUCUGGGACCAGACUCCAACCGGCACACCACCCUCAGCCUACUAAUGAAGGCCAAGGAUCACAUCAAGCGGUUGGAGGAGAGCGAGAGAAAGGCGCAGCACACGCUAGAUCAGUUGCAGCGGGAGCGGAGGCACCUGCGCAGACGGCUGGAGCAGCUGGGAGUGGAGCGCACACGCAUGGACAGCAUGGGCUCCACCUUCUCAUCAGAUAAAUCUGACUCUGACCAAGAGGUGGAUGUGGAUGUAGAAGGUACAGACUAUCUGCUGGGGGAUCUGGAGUGGAGCACCAGCAGCGUGAGCGACUCAGACGAGCGAGGCAGCCUGAGGAGCAGCUGCAGUGAUGAAGGUUACUCCAGCCACGUCAGCCUGCGCUGCCUCGCCAACACUCAGGAGAAAACUCUAAGUCUAUAAGAGCACACCCACUCCCUCCUGACCUCCGCCACCUCUCCCUCCACCCAUCUCCAGCUCCGGAACGUGACCACGUGAGCUGCAACCCCACGUACAAAAUCCGAAAGUUCCAGAGCGAGCGCCCCAUCGCAUUCUCUCGUCUCGCUCUGCGACGUCCAGACUAAAACAAAGCUCGUUCUCCGAGAACGAAGAAACGUAACGCAGCCUCAUGUAUCCGUUCCUCCUAAACCUUCUCACCUUCGCCGUCCGAUCAGCCUCAGAGGAAUUCCGUCCGAGUCGUCCGAUCACAUCCUCCCUACCUCGUAUCCGUCCUCUCCUCCUCUUCCUCCUCCUCUGACGAAACACUUGUGUUCUUCUCUGACCAGAGAAUGUUCCUCAUUGCCACACCCACUGUAUACGCCGGCCCUCCUCCACGUUCCAUUUGUCCACCAAUCAGAUCAGGAUGUUCCAGACACAGGGCUAGGUCACCUGACCGGUCAGCUGACCUAUCACAGCAUGGAAUUUUGCACUUAUACGCAGCGCAGCCUCUCGGUGUAAGCCGGCCCCCUUCACCGCGGAUCCGAGAGUUUUUUGUUGUCUUUUUUAACCCCGAGAUCAGCGGCAGAAGGUCGGCUUUUACCAAAGAUCACACAGCAGGAAUGUUUUUUUUUUUUUAUUUUAUUUUUUUUAUUUUUUAUUUCAGAUCACACAAAAAAGCAGCAGCAGCAAGAACAGGGGUAAAAAAAAAUUUAAAAAAAGGAAAAGAAAGGUGAACCGUGGUCAUUGUGGUCAUCAUCGUGAUUCUCCUCUGCUCUCCAGAGAGAUCGCAGCUACUCUAGUUCCAGUAUCAGGUGUAGUCUUUAAGCUAAUCUUAAACUAAGAGAAUAAACUUCCUGCACCGUUCCAGCGUCCAGACGAUCUCCUCUACCCCCUACACAACCCCCACCAAGCCCUGGGGCCGUUACCUAGCAAUGGUGAUGUCAUCCUCCUCAACAUCCACUCCUGCUCGAUUCCCACCGAUCCUCGCUAGCACGUCAGCGUUAGCUGUUUAGUGCCGUCUGAUCGAGGAGCUCGGGAUCUGGGGGUAAGAGGUCGCUAUCAGGAUCCGAACGUAACGACCGUCACGCAGGACACAUCGUUUAACGUGUCGCUGAAAAAAAAUAAAGACUUCGCAAGGACACAUCAAGACGUUUCGGUGCUGCUGACGACUUGGCGCCUUGAUACUUUUACCUUUUUUUUUUUUUUUUUGAUAGACAAACUGUUGACACAAGGAACGUAUCACAUCUCAGUAAGAGAUCUCAGUGGUGGGACUGACCGGUGGGCCACGUGAGAAACUACAACUCGGCUCGUUCCAUCUCUUCCUCUCUGCUCACUGACGGUGGCCUGAGUGUGAAUUGUUUUAUUUUUCCCCUCCCCCCAGAAGAAACAAGGAAGUAAGCACAUUCCACUAGCGAACAGGAAGUUAUUAUUAUUAUUAUUAUUAUUAUUAUUAUUAUUAUUAUUAUUAUUAUUAUUAAUAUUAUUAUUAUUAUUAAAGAUCUCAGAAUUAUAGGAAGGUGAAAAAAGGGCUUUGUUUUUGACCCAACAGGGCUGACCUCCUUUCUCUCUGAGCGAGUGUGUGUGUGUGUGUGUGUGUGUGUGUGUGUGUGUGUGUGUGUGUGUGUGUGUGUGUCCUUCUCUGCCGAGACGCUGAAACUGUUUAUCUUUGUAACACGGCAUUUUAUGUAUAUAGUUUAAAGAAAUCUAUCUAAACAUCUUCUACGUAUCACAAAGUAUUUAUUUAAUCCAAAUAUAUGUCACAGAUAAACAUUUAGGUUUUAUAUAUUUAAUAUAUACAUAUAGAAAACAAAAAACCCAACAAAAAAAAAAAACAAGAGAGAAGAGUCUAUUUAAAGUCGUCAUUUCUUUAGUGGCUUGAGUUAUAUCCCAGUGGGUUUUCUCCUCUUCCUCCUUUCUCUCGUUCUUAAAGGUGUGGUGUUUAUUUGCACAGAUGAUCUACAGUGUGUAUGGACACGGCCUACGAGCGCUGUUGUAUUUAGACUAGAUUUGUGUGCAUCCUGAAAUGACCUCGUGCUGUUCUUGAUGUUAAACGUGUUUAAUUCUUUCCUUUUUGUUUCGAGAAGUUUUAUCUAUAUCUGGAUAUAUAAAUAUAUAAAUAUAUACAGAGAAAGAGAAAUAAACGUGCGUUAAAAAUCUAACGGAACGGCAGGAAAAGCGAGCUAAAGGAAAGUAGUUUGUUCGGGGGUGAAGUGGUAGUGAUGGUGUUCAGGGAAAAAAGCAUGUGGUCACGCGACACGGACGCCAGCAAGCGGCGAGACUCCGAGUCGCCCGAAUGUAGAUGUAGAGUCUAUUUAUUUUUUAUCAAAGACGAGACAAAACCGCAAAGAACCUUAGAGACCUGAAAGAAAUGCACCAAAAAAAAAACUUUAAAAGAAUAAAAUAAAGAACCUUUAAAAAAAAAUAAUCUAUAUAUGUAGGAUUAUAUGUUUACUACGUGGAGUUUUUAAUGACUUUAUAAAUCAGCCCCGCCUUUAAAAAAAAUAAAAUAAAUAAACAAACAAAAAAAAAAUGUAGCGUGAUCGAGAUGUAGCGACGAGACGUGACGUGAUUGUUCGACCGGGAAGGGGUGUGUGUGUGUGUGUGUGUGUGUGUGUGUGUGUGUAUGUGUGUGUGGGGUCACUGUCUGCAGACAGAGAGGAAGGGAUCUUCAAAGCCGUGUGUGUGGACAUGAUUUCGUCUUGUUUUUAUUUGUUAUGAGUAAAAGGUACAAAAUCUGUUUCCUUCUCAGCGUCUAAGAACUGGUGUGAAAACACACACACACACACACACACACGGUUAAACCUUUCGAUGACUCCUGUAUCCUUUAUUGUACUUUAUUUGUGACACGUCUGUGUGUGUGUGUGUGUGUGUGUGUGAGCGUUCCAUCUCUCUGCCCUCCUUCGACACCAGCGCAGAGAGAGAAAACAAACUCUGAAACAUUCUGUAAAAGACUUUAAAGGAGAAUAAAGGGUGUGUUUGAGCAGCGCAGGUUUUUUACACCCAUCUGUGCAGAUUUGCGAAUCAUAAUCAUCAGCUGAAAUGCACAGGAUUUGCACAAACUCCCUGCGUGGCUCCGGCACGUCCCGGGUGCUGACACACACUCACGGUUUCACUCGAGAUCAAACCCUCCUCUUUUUUUUUUUUUUUUUUUUGUUCUGUUUUUAUUUUCUGUCCAUGUUGAUUCUCCUGUGCCACCUUCAACCCUGCAGCUAAAGUCCAGAGGUGGAGACGGAUGGUGUUUACGCUUACGAGAGUCGGGAACUUUUAUUACCAAAACGGCUGAAGCCUUAACGCCGUGCAGACGUACGGACCCCUUAACAAACACACGCGGUGUGUACGAUCUGUUCUGGACAGCAAAACCCAUCAGAGUCAUUCCCACUGAUUGUGACUGUGUCUCAGGUGUGUUCUACUAACAAGACACACAGUUUAAAUAAAUAAAGCUACUGCCUCUA